AUGGGUGGUUCAAACGCAGGCCCUACGCGAGUCCUAACCCCCUCCCCCUUUGUCAUCGGUCCCGGCCUCCUUCCCGGAGUGAGCCUCGGACACGGGGUCGCUAGCGGAGCCCCAGCCGUCCAUAGGAAUGGAUAUGGCCAUCGUGGUCAGAACUAUGCUGAGGCCGGACUCUGCAUGAUGGGUCCGGGCUACAUGCCAUACGCUGGCUUCUACGGCUACCAACCAAUACCAUUCAAGUACAGCUCUUGUUUGACCAGCGAGCACACGGUGUACGGCUACAAUCGUGAGGAGAGUGUGUUAUCAGGCAGCGGUGGAUCCAGUGCGGGCUCGGACCAUCUCACUACCAAGGAACCUCCAGGUCAGUCACACACACACUUAUAA
This is a messenger RNA of Danaus chrysippus (African queen), 381 nucleotides long. The record is from the annotation of a GenBank genome assembly. NCBI's taxonomy places the organism in Eukaryota, Metazoa, Arthropoda, Insecta, Lepidoptera, Nymphalidae.